This is a messenger RNA of Drepanopeziza brunnea f. sp. 'multigermtubi' MB_m1, 408 nucleotides long. The record is from RefSeq and is a predicted model, not a curated record. NCBI's taxonomy places the organism in Eukaryota, Fungi, Ascomycota, Leotiomycetes, Helotiales, Drepanopezizaceae.
AUGAGUUGUCCGAGGUUCACUAAUGCUGUAUCGCAUCGCGGUGUUGAGCAACGGGAGACGGGGGACGCGUCCGUUAGGCUGAAAGGCAAAGCGAGUGGCAUAGCGGCAAUGCGAUCAGUGAGUGACUCAAAGCCAUCUCUACCCAUCAUGCCUGCUGGACCCGACGAGACCGACAACCACCCGGUUGGUGCUGUUACUGAGCACGUAGCCAAAACGGCGAGCAGUAAGACCGAGAGCAACGCCAGCACCCAUCCUCUCCAUCAACAGGAGCCUCCUAAGGGGGAUAAAGUCGAAUUCAUCUACAGCUCAGGCAAGCCAGGUCCAGCUGAAUCCGACAAGCUUGCAGGUAUUCAGCAAGAAGGUACUAAGGAAGAGCGGGAGGCUCGGACCAAGGAGUUGAACAAGUAA